Molecule: messenger RNA, 1353 nt
Organism: Bacidia gigantensis
Lineage: Eukaryota; Fungi; Ascomycota; Lecanoromycetes; Lecanorales; Ramalinaceae
Exons: 1
Coding region: 1-1353 (450 amino acids)
Biological process (GO): tRNA-type intron splice site recognition and cleavage; tRNA splicing, via endonucleolytic cleavage and ligation
Cellular component (GO): tRNA-intron endonuclease complex
Molecular function (GO): tRNA-intron lyase activity; nucleic acid binding
Source: RefSeq, a predicted model, not a curated record
AUGUCAACGACAGUAUUGAGGCCCAGGCCCAAUCCGUCGAAGACGGGUCGCCCAAACUACAACCAAAUCCAUAGAUAUCCUUUACCUCUUGAGACCUUCCCGCUUCCACCACUGAUCCCGCAUAAUCCGCUAUCUCUUGUCCAAAUAGCCUUCGUCUACCUUUCUCAAUUACUAUCACCCCCCUCUUCUCACCGCUCAAAUUUCGUUCAGGGUAUCUUCUGCCCUGAUUCAAACUCCGUGCACGUCACGGACCACGCACAAGCGCGCUUGCUAUGGGAACGAGGUUUCUUCGGAAAGGGAAGUUUGAGUCGGAGUGAGCCAACAUGGCUGGACCGAGAAAACAAGAGACUAGGUUUGGCGGAGAAAGAUACGAGUGAGGAGUACAGGCAGCAGAGGAGACAGGAGAGACAGACGAUGAAAAUGGAAAGGGCGCGGCAGCAACAAGAAGCAAUUGAUGCAAAACGCGCUGAGGAAGGACAAGGUGGGUUGGAGACCAACCAUACCCCUUUGUCGUUGGGCAUUGUACAGGGUGUCAACGGACAAGACGCGUCCGAAGAGCAAUCGAACAUUAUUGGUGUUGCCUCAAGGCAGCCAAGUCUUCUUGAGCAUAUUGCCGAACAGCCUGAAGAAGUCCCCGCACAAUAUCUUUCUCAAUCACAAGAUCAGCCACAAACGAGUUUCGCCGCACUACCAAUAGCUGAAGAUAUUGAGGUCCAGGAGCAUUUGCAGUUGAGCGCGGAGGAGGCCUUCUUUCUGAUCUAUGCUCUCGGUGUUCUCACCAUCUAUGAUCCUAUCACUCAAACUCCAAUGCCGACAGAGGAUCUAUUUACUUCAUUCCGUUCGCACUCCCAUUUUCCGCCGACUUCUCCAAAUGACCUGACACCCUACGAUCCCUUUCUCCAAUCCUAUACUGUCUAUCACCACUUUCGUUCAUUAGGCUGGGUGGUGCGCCAAGGCAUCAAAUUUGGUGUCGAUUGGCUUCUCUAUCUACGUGGACCCCCAUUUCAUCAUGCAGAGUUCGCUGUUGUGGUUCUACCAGCUUUCAAAGAUGAUUACUGGUGGGAGAACGGCAGAAAGGAGCAGACAGUGAAGCGUGAGAAGAAAGAUUGGUGGUGGCUACAUUGUGUGCAGAGAGUGCAGGCGCAGGUCAAGAAAGGAUUGGUGGUGUGCUAUGUGGAGAUUCCUCGACCAAUUGAUGAUUGUGUUUCGUCACUAUCGGUUCGCGAAGACAUGCCUGCCAAAGCGAAAGGCAUUGAAACAUCAGGCACGAUUGAUAUUGGAAAAACAUUGGAAAAAUACAAAGUCAGAGAGUUCGUGAUCAAGCGAUGGAUACCCAAUAGAAGUCGGGACUGA